This is a messenger RNA of Rhagoletis pomonella (apple maggot), 4149 nucleotides long. Its product is annotated as JNK-interacting protein 3-like. The record is from RefSeq and is a predicted model, not a curated record. Gene Ontology annotation, biological process: vesicle-mediated transport. Gene Ontology annotation, molecular function: JUN kinase binding; kinesin binding; signaling receptor complex adaptor activity. Gene Ontology annotation, cellular component: cytoplasm. NCBI's taxonomy places the organism in Eukaryota, Metazoa, Arthropoda, Insecta, Diptera, Tephritidae.
UAUGUAUGCUUGUACACAUGUAAAUUUAAAUCUUUAAAUGCAAUAUUUUGUUCUUUUUUAUUACGCGUCUACGUGCGGCUUGAAAUGCAUAAUCUCAAAAAUGUCCCCGACAUGCUUAUCUGCACGCUCUAAAAUUUGCACGCAAUUGAAUUUACAAUAUUAUGCUCAAUAAUAACAAAACGACAACCAAAACUACAUAUGUAUGCUUUAUGAAACUGUCCCACUGUUUGUGCUCUGCUGUGAUGUUCCGACUUGGCUUAAUUAAUACCGGGCUAUACUCUCUCUUUCAUCGCCGAACACAGGAAGCUGGGUGCAUCCUGGAGAAUAUGCUUCUUCGGGUAGGUAUCAAGAUUCAUAUAUCUAUGGAUUUAUUUAUGUCACAUGUAAAUACAUUAAACACCAAAUAAUAACGGUAAUCGCUUAAGUCGAAAGUCUUAACACAUUGAACAACUGAAUUGGCUACACUUAUUCAACUAGCCCAUUGAUUGGGUGCUAAAUCAAUUAUGUAGAAUAUUUAAAUUGCAAGAACAAUGUAUAACCGAAUUCAUCAUCUCUUUUGUCAUCCUGUUCCUUUCUCAACAACACAUGCAUUUUUGUUGAAUACAAAAACCAACAACAACGAACGAACGAACGAAUACACAUACUCGCGCAUGCGAAUACAUAAAUACAUAAACAUAUGCAAAUACUUUCCGAUAUUUUUGGAAUGUCUAAAACAAUUAACCUGUGUGUUUCGCAUGUGCGCAUUCUUUGGAUAUUCGAAUCGCGCAAAUGUACUGGCUACUCAAAAUUCCUUUGCGAUUGAUGUCGUUCGUAAAGCUAAUGACAACUAUUUUGGCAUGGGCAAGGAAGUGGAAAAUCUUAUCAUGGAAAAUAAUGAACUCUUGGCAACGAAGAAUGCUCUGAAUAUUGUUAAGGAUGAUUUGAUUGCCAAAGUGGAUGAGCUUACUGGCGAGAUAGAAAUAUUGCGUGAAGAAUUAAAUGCAAUGCAGCAAUCGCGCAACAAACUGCGUCAAAAGGUGAGCGAGCUUGAGGAGGAGCUGAAAAAAACAAAGGAACAAGUAAAGCAACAGAAUGACAGUGAGCAGGAUGAGAAUGAUGUGCCAUUGGCUCAGCGUAAACGCUUUACGCGCGUUGAAAUGGCAAUGGUAUUGAUGGAGCGCAAUCAAUAUAAAGAACGUCUCAUGGAGUUGCAGGAAGCUGUACGUUUAACGGAGAUUUUACGCGCUUCUCGCACCGUCGAUAACUUGGACAAAAAGUCAAAACAGAGCAUUUGGAAAUAUUUUAGCAGUUUAUUCACCCCCUCCAAUCGCCCGCAGGAACGUGUCGCUGACGGGCAAGGAGGGGGGCCGAUGUUUCGUUACUCCAGCCCAGUUCACAGCCAUGGAUCCCCCAGUCGAAGUAGCGACAAUCGCCUUGCCUUAACGGGUGUUCGCGACAAUGCAAAUCCUCCACCACAUCCUGCAAGCGCCGGCCUGGCAAACGCAUUAAUCAUGGCGAAAGACUACUCCGACGAGGGUACUUCUGAGCGCGCCAGCGCACGGCGACGCGAACAAUAUCGACAGCUGCGUGCUCAUGUACAGAAAGAGGAUGGCCGUUUGCAGGCUUAUGGCUGGAGUUUGCCCAUAAAUAAGACAAGUCAGGAGCAGCAAAAUCGCCAUAGUGGCGGCGUACCAGUGCCAGUCUAUUGUAAUCCGUUGGCGGAGGCGUCGCCACAUAUGAAAGUUUUCUGUGCCGCUGGCGUGAACCUUAAUGGCGGCUUUACAAAGGAUGGUCAAUCAGUUAUACCGGCAACGUCACCGUAUGCACCACGUUCAACGGCUAAAAUCGCUGAGAUUACCAGCCCGACGGCAGAACAUUCAGCCGAGGCGCUCGAUCGGCAGAUAAAUCGUGCGAGUCUGGCCAACUUAGAACCGGAAACACAGUUGUCGUCGUACAUUUGGAUCUGCACAAGCACACAUGCGGCAAGCACUGUCACAGUUGUAGAUGCUAACCAGUCAGCGGUUGUGUUGGAUGCGUUUCCCAUUUGUGCAUCGCACAUGCUCUGUAUCGCCUCUGUUCAAGGUGCUGUGGAAAAAGACUACGCUUUGCUAGAGAACUCUGAAGUAUUAAAGGCCGGUGAAAUGUUAGAGCAUCCCGGCGAAGGUGCCGAAUCAUUCGGCAAGGUUGAGUUUGUACGCGUGCGGCCAAAAGCUGAUAAGAACAGCAACACACGCAAGGACGCAAAAGCAGACGAGCAGGCGCAAGAAGUGAUAGCUAUUGAAACGGCCGCUGUUGAAGAGAAUGCAAAGGAGGCUGUGGAAAAAACAGCAGAAGGCACAAAGAAUGUGUCCAUUGAGCCGUUGGGCAAUAUACAAGAGAUUAAGGUACGACAGGCACUGCCAGGCGCACCGCAACGGCUGCAGGAUGACGGCAGUGUGACCGGCGCUAAAGCGAACAUCAACAACAACAACUUGCAGCCAUCCUUCUCGAAGCCCAUCAAUCCGAUUUUGGGUACGAAAAAUCGCCAAGAGCCGCCAAUGAGUUCCGUGGGGCCGACCAUGUGGAUGGGCGAUCAAGAAGGUUGGCUGUACGUGCAUAGUGCUGUGGGUCGUUGGCAUGAGUGCUUGCACAAGGUUCUUCUGCCCGAUGCCGUCCUAGCGAUAGUGCAUGUGGAAUCGCGCGUUGUUGUGGCUCUAGCCAACGCUCAAUUAGCAGUGUUUCGCCGCCAAACAGACGGUCAAUGGGAUCUGAAUUGUUAUCAUCUGGUAACGCUGGGUGACCGUAAUCAUUCGAUACGUUGCCUCUGUGUGGCCGGCGAACGCAUUUGGGCCGCACAUCGCAACAAGAUCUAUAUUGUUGAUCCGAUAUCACUAAGCAUAGUCCACUCGCUGGAAGCGCAUCCGCGUAAGGAGAGCCAAGUGCGACAAAUGGCUGCUACCGGCUCCGGCGUUUGGGUCUCCAUACGUUUGGACUCUACAUUGCGAUUGUACAAUUCGUACACUUUCGAGCAUAAACAGGAUGUUGAUAUCGAGCCGUACGUUUCGAAAAUGCUGGGCACUGGCAAAUUGGGUUUCUCUUUUGUCCGCAUCACUGCAUUGAUGGUAUCAUGCAAUCGCUUGUGGAUCGGCACCAGCAACGGUGUCAUAAUUUCGGUGCCAUUGUCAGAGGGUCAAGGCAAAUCAUCUGACCCCAAUAGUCAAAUACCGUUAUGUUGCAUGGCGAAUGCACAGUUGUCCUUCCACGGUCAUCGUGAUGCGGUAAAGUUCUUUGUGUCCGUGCCGAUGCAGCCACAAAAUGGUGGCCAAUUGCAAUUUACCAACAAACGGCCGGAUAUGCUAGUCAUGUGCGGUGGUGAAGGGUACAUCGAUUUCCGCAUAAAUGACAACGACAUGGAAAGCAGUAUCCAAUUGGAGGCAAAUCAAACGAUUGAUAAUCGCGGCGAUAAGAGUUAUUUAAUUGUGUGGCAUGUUAGUCAACGCUAGUUUUUAAGUCCGUAGACUUUUACGAAAAGAAGUUGAAACAGCUAGAGGAUCCUUUCUGGAUUUUUAUAUAGACGGGAUGCAAGCCAUCGGAGGCACGAAUAAUAAAUGAUUUCUAAAUAAAAAUAUGCAAAUGAUAAUCCCAGUUAAAAAGUGAAAGCAAACAAUGAAGCUAAUAGAAAUAACUUGCAUAUAUAUACAUACGUAUGUAUGUAUGUACAUAUGUAACUCGUACAGAGGUGGCAUACAAAAUGUGGUAUUUGUAAUUCGCUUUGCGCCAUUUAGCAGUUCAUGGUACACACUUUGAUUUAGCUUGUACGAAAUGUGUGCGCUUUUUGGGACAAUGCUUUCAGUUUUUUAAAUAAAUGAAGGGGUGAGUAGUUAUAGCUUAAGCUUUACUUGCAGUGAUAAAAACUCAAACCGGUCUAGUAGACAUUAUUUUAAAAGAAAAAAAACGAACCAAAAAGACGUUUGAACGUUUUAUGAAUUACAUAAUUAGUACGUAGGCCCAUUACGACCUCAAUAAGAUAUAUAUUAUAUUGCAGUCGUAUGAUGUGUAUUAAUCAAAUAAAAUUAAUAACUUAGACCUUUGUAUGAGUGUUCUUCAGCAACGGCCACAAAAAAGUAAUUGUACCGUGUGCAAAAAUAGAAAAACAACAGCUACCUUCUGAGGACGUAAAACUAACAAUAA